CCCGGCUGAGCCAUCGAAGCUGUCUCUUUGCUGCUACAAUCAAGCUAGUCAAGCAAGCUAGCCACGGGUAAAUUAUGACCAGUGCCGGAGGAUAAUUUAGUGUACUGAUUCAGGACUGGACCAUGUGGUGAUGAGCGGUAUGCCAUGCAGAGGAGACACAGCAGCAACACGGAUGGCAUGCCCUCUGAAAGGAGUCGUAGCCAAACCCUGGGAUCAGAGAGCAGCUUGGACGAGGGCGGCGUGUUCGACUGCCUGAAGCCCGACUCGCCCACUUCACCGCAGCAGCUCUUCUCCGGCCUGGUGGGCGUCCCCUCCGGCUCUGUCUCCUCUGCCCCCUUCCAGGCCGCCGGUCUAGUCCUGGGUUCCCCUCCGGACGUUUUUAUCCAGAUGACAGCGUCGUCCCGGGAAGAAGGGGGGUCCCACCGCACCGAGGGUGGACCCUUCCUGCCCCGGCCGCCCCAGCAUCACCAUCACCACCACCACUUCCACCACCAGCCCCUGCAGCACCGGACGUCCUCUCUGCUCCAGCAGGCCACCACGGCGGCCGGCUCAGAGCGGCACGGCUCCCGGGAGGAGGCCCAGGAGGACCCGUCCACCCCGGCCCCCGCUCUGUCCGAGCUGAAGGCGGUGGUCACCUGGCUGCAGAGGGGCUUCCCCUUCAUCCUCAUUCUCCUGGCUAAAGUCUGCUUUCAGCACAAGUUAGGUAUUGCUGUUUGUGUGGGGAUGGCCAGCACAUUCGCCUUUGCCAAUUCCACAUUUAAGCACCAAGUGUCAUUACGGGAGGAACGCUCUGUGUUUGUUGCUCUGUGGAUCAUGACGUUCCUUGCGGGGAACAUCGCGUACCUCUACUACACUUUCAGCCAGGAGGAGCUGUACAACAGCCUCAUCUUUGCCAAGCCCAACAUCAACAGCUAUGACUUCUUCGAUCUGAUCUGGGCGGUGGGCAUCACUGACUUUGUCCUCAAGUACUUCACCAUCGGCCUGAAAUGCUUUGUCCUCUUCCUGCCCAAGAUUCUCCUGGCCUUCAAAUCCAGGGGCAAGUUCUACCUGCUGAUCGAGGAGUUGAGCCAGUUGUUUCGGGCCCUGGUGCCAAUCCAGCUCUGGUACAAGUACAUCAUGGGGGAAGACCCGUCUAGCAGCUACUUCCUUGGAGCCACUCUCAUCAUCAUCUACAGCCUCUGCAAGUCCUUUGACAUCUGUGGGCGUAUAUCUGCCAUACGCAAGGCCUUUGCCAUCCUCUGCAGCUCUCAGAGUUAUGGUGUGAGGGCCAGCAGCCAGCAGUGCAGCGAGGCGGGCGACGUCUGCGCUAUUUGUCAAGCUGACUUCAAAGAGCCCAUAGCCCUUCUCUGUCAGCACGUGUUCUGCGAGGACUGCCUGUGUCUGUGGUUUGACCGGGAGAGAACCUGUCCGCUGUGUCGCUCUGCUGUCAUCGAGACCCUGCGAUGCUGGAAGGAUGGCACCACCUCUGCUCAUUUCCAAAUCUACUAGCGUUGACCACAGUUACAUGCACACAGAAAAUGUGAUUGUAACAUGAUUAAGACAAUGAUACCAAUAAGGCAAGACCCAUGUGGACGCCAUACUCUAUUUAUAUUAGGGCCAGUAAGAUAUAUGGAUUCCUAUUUACGGUAAAUCACAUUAAUAGACCAGUCAUAACACAUAUAUACUUUCACUGCAGUUAUUUAAGUAUGAUCAAGUUGUGCAUCAUGUGUAGAGUGUGUAAUGUGUAGUGUCAUUUCUGUUGCAGUAACCACCGGAUUUUUGGGUGAGAUGUCAUUUUAUGAAAUCAUGCAAAUGACUUUGAUCACCUUAUUGUCUUAAAUUGACAAAUGGCAAUAGUUGUGUCAUGUAUAUUGCACAUGUAGCUCUUACUAAGCCGCUAUGAUUUACUGUAAAUAGUCACAACAUUCACAUUAUGCCUUUAGGGUCUUCAGCACAAGGUUAAGAUCGGGUAAUCGUGUGCAGAUAAAAUUUGAUUGUUCUUUUUUUUUUAUACAAGGCUUGGUGUUUAAGGUUUUUAUUCAAGAAUGACAUGUUUGCCAUUUGAGGAAAACGAAAGCUCUCACCUACAAAAUGAUUGGCAAUACAGAGUUUUAAAAUGGUUUAGUAAUUCUUGGAAGACAUUAGGUAAAAAAUGCCAACACCUCCAUCAAGUGAAUACUUAGAAAAAAAGAAGUGAAGUGUGUGUAUGUAGUAUUUUCAGAUUUAUUUGUGAAUUGGAAUCAGUGUGUGUGGAGCCAUAAUGUCACAUCAUAUGGAUCAAGUUUCAUUUAGACAGUAAAUGUGGUGCAGAGAGUGGGUUUUCUGUUUAUUUCUUCAUGUAUUUAUAUGUUGUUAUUGAUAGAGGCCGGCUAAUAUCAGAUUUCCCUCUGUUGUAUCGUUAUGCACAGUUCAUGUGAUUUCUCAUGCGUUUUGGUCAGUAUGAACAAAGCAUUACUGACCAGUUUCUCUUUGCUUGCAGUACACAACACAUUUUCAAUUAAAUUACAGUAUAAU
Molecule: messenger RNA, 2493 nt
Organism: Myripristis murdjan (pinecone soldierfish)
Lineage: Eukaryota; Metazoa; Chordata; Actinopteri; Holocentriformes; Holocentridae
Gene: rnft2
Product: ring finger protein, transmembrane 2
Exons: 10
Coding region: 145-1488 (447 amino acids)
Biological process (GO): positive regulation of ERAD pathway
Molecular function (GO): ubiquitin protein ligase activity
Source: RefSeq, a predicted model, not a curated record